Dimorphilus gyrociliatus is the source of this 3535-nucleotide messenger RNA. Lineage: Eukaryota; Metazoa; Annelida; Polychaeta; Dinophilidae. The record is from the annotation of a GenBank genome assembly.
ACUUCUAUUUGAGUAUGAUUUCUUAAAUCAAUGGUUUAUCGCUCAGUAGCGUGCUGCAGAAAUAAAAACAAAAAAAACGUCCAACUUUAAUAUUAUAUGUGACUAUAUAGCAUGAAAGUAUACAUUGAACAGAUAAUAUUAAAAUACUGGCCAUAUUUCCGAUCAUAUCUUCAAUCUACAUGAAAUUUAAUGUCUAAUAAAAGCUGCGUUUAAAAAUUAAAAUGAAGUUAUAAUAUUUUUCAUGAAAUAUGAUAGCUACUAGUUUUAUUGCUUUGUUUAUGGGUUUUUGGGCAAUUUUGUAUUUAAGUGAUGUAUAUUUGAAGACAAGUUUAUCUUCACAAGGCAAAUACUUAGACUUUAUUCACAAAACUGGAUUGUCUAUUUAUGUUUGUCAAAUAAGAUGGUACAGCACAUGCCUAAACAGGCAAUUUCUCAGGUUUGGUCAAUGGAGAAAGAACUUCCUUAAAGUCUGGUUUACAAUUGGUGUUGUCAUUUCGCUUUUUUUUACCUUUAUUUCGAUUACAUUACUUACAUUAAUGAUUGUUAAUACACUGAGAAAGCGUCCAGUUGAGCAGCAAGUUCUAACUCCUGUGAUGCCCGGUGUUAAUAUUCCAACUAACCAAAUUGGAUAUUACCUAUUAACUUUGCUAGUUUGUGGAGUUUUGCACGAAUUUGGCCACGCAAUAGCAGCGGUUCGUGAGCAGGUCAAAAUACAUGGAUUUGGUCUAUUUAUUUUGGCCGUAUACCCCGGAGCGUUUGUUGACUUAUCAACAGAGCAUUUAACCAAUUUGUCUCCGCUGAAGCAGCUCCGAAUUUAUUGUGCUGGAGUUUGGCACAAUAUUGUACUUGUUAUAUUGGCCCUGGUUUUUCGAUUAAUUUUGCCCUAUAUCUUAUCAGUCUUCUAUUCAACGAAUGCCAGUGUUGUUGUAACUAGUAUCGUCCUCGGUUCGGCUGUUUCUGGACCCCGCGGUCUUUUGGUAGGAGAUCAAAUAACUAGUUUGAACAACUGCAGAGUUCGUAAUAUUGCUCAAUGGACAAUGUGUAUAGAGAAAACAUUGUCCGAAAAGUCUACUGGCUACUGUGUUCCUGCUGAGUUUAUAAAACAAUACGAUAUAUCUCAGCCGAAUAUUCUUAAAACAAUGCAUGGAAAUGUCGAAUGCUGUUCGAACUCCAGUUCAACACAUUUAUGCUUUUCCUAUUUUACCAAAACUACAAAAGUAAAACCAAAUUAUGCUUGUUUACCCGCCAGAAGCACUUCCGAUCGGCAGACAUGCAAACUCCAGUCAGACUGUUAUAAACCAAAUUCACCAAAUUUCUGUACUACACCGUCAUUAGACAAUUCAACGAGAUUAAUACGUAUUGUUCAUACGAGAAGAGCACCCCUCCUGUUCCUGGGACAUCCUCUAGAUUUACAUUAUUCACUGACUUUAAGCGAUUAUACUCCUCGUUCGAGCUUUGUGCCUGUGCAUGCUCCUUACGUUUUAGAAACGAUUGCUAAUUACGUAAUCAGCUUAAGUGGAGCAUUGGCUUUGCUCAAUGUUGUGCCUUGUUACGCUUUAGAUGGACAGUAUAUCUUAAUGGCUAUCUUAGAGCUUGUGCUUAGUCCAUUCCUCGAAAAAAGCAGCAGAUUGGCAAUUUUUACCGUAAUAUUACUUUUUGGCACUCUAUUAGUAGCAACCAAUGUUGUUAUUGCUCUAUGGGUGCUAUUCCAUUGAGCUAUUAAUAAAUAAGUUCAGGGUAAUAAAAAAGUCUACACUCUUUACAAAAUAUUUUUAGUUAUAGGGAAAACAUAAAGUUAAUAAAAAAUGACAAAAACACAUACAAUUUAUCACAAACUAUUUCAACCUUUUGUGGAUUAGAUGAAGUUUCCAAAUUAAAAGAGGGGGAGUGAGAGGGAAGGGGGAAGGGAGAACGAAAGAGUAAGAAUGAAAGCAGAUUACCAAUAAGAAAAAGAUGAAAAGCUUUUCUUUUUCAAAGGAAGAAUACCGUCGUCGGCUUUUUUGAAAGGUAAAAGAGGUACGAAAUUGUGAUUUUAUCUUUAUUACGUUGUAUUGUUAUAGCUAUUUUAUCGAUUUUGGGUAUUUUUUCUAUUAAACCUUGAACAUUUCUAUUCAUAUAAAAUAAUACAAUUAUAUUUUUGUUUCUUUUUUGUUAUAUAUUAUAUUAUUAACACUAAAUUGGUUUAUCUAUUAAGAAAUAUAUAAAAUCUUGACUUGAUUAAAACAUUCCAUACUUUAAAGGAUGGAUAAAAUCAUUAGACGUUCCUCCGAGUAUUCAGUUUCUGUCUCAUUAUCUCUAAGAAUUUAGUAACACCCGAAACGACCGUAAAUGGAACGUUCUUGAAAGAAACGAAUAUAAUUUACUUGUAUACAUACAUACGGAAAAUGUCUAAGUAGAGGAGAUAGAUCAGCUGGAAAACUCGCUUUGUUUUGAUUAUUGAAGUGUUUUCUUGUUAAGCUAAAUUGAUGUAUCUAUUAUAGGAAAUUUUUAUGGCAUAUGCCUAGGUAAAUCUAGUAGUUUGUGCUUUGAAGAAGUCAACGUCACACAGGUCAAUGAAGAGAACGUGCUCUGUUUCUAUAAUCUUAUAAGGGAUGUUCUGACAUAUAUUUAAUAGUAAUAAAAAAAGCGUUUUCAUCACAGUGUUUCUUUUUGGAUUCACACGCAGCAACUGACCGAUGAAUGAACUCUUAAUAAGAGUUUUUAGAAAGGAAAGAAGCUAUACUGCGCACGAAAUUUCCCUCGUGUACAGAUACGACUCUGACAGCACUCCCACCCAUUUUAGUCUGCUCUAAUCGGAUCAAUUUCUCCUGAGUCGUCAAUUCGGCUUCAAUGUCAUCCAACAGUCUAAAAAAAUUGUCUGAUAGAGCAUCGACUAUUAUUGAAGCACCUUUUUAGAUUUGUAAUCGAGGCUCUCUAAAGAAUAGUCCAGUUCUAUCCACUUGUAGCAAAUAUAUUGAGAAAAAAGCUCUCUUAGUCUAACUAAACGAACUUUGGUCUCUCUCCACGUGACUAACUCUACUAAAAGUAUUACACACAUAGAGUCUCCAAUAAUUGCGAAUAAGUGAUACAAACGGUCACGUUCAGUUUAAUUAGACUAUCGUGCACCUUCCGGUGUUUAAUAACCUCAAUACUUCCUUCACUAUCGUCUUUAAAUAGCUUCCAACAAACUGGCCAAGAUUUCCUCUCACCUUUACCUACUUUUAACACCCCAUUAACAAGAUUCUUAAAUGGAUAAAGCAAAGAAUAGCUAAAACUCGUCACAUGAUAUUUGCACCAAUAAAGUUGGAAAUGAACCAACGAUCGUAAAACUAAGAGUUAGACAUUUCAAUCUUGUAAACACAGGCAAAAACUAGCAAAAAAUCACGCUAUUUCUUUUACUAAUAUUACGUAAUCAGAAUAGGCUUACUUACCGUCUAUAAAUAUUUACAAAUGGUAUAAAUGUAAUUAUUUUCCGUUUUUAUCCAUGUUUAUUAAAGUUGUGUCUAUGUAAUUUAGAUUCUUUAUAUACAGUCUUGAUAAAGAGAAAAAAAAUAUU